AUGAACAAAAAAGUAUCGCUCGAGAUGGGAGGAAAAAAUGCUGCCAUCAUUUAUCCUUCAUGCGAUCUUGAUCAGCACUUGCCAGUAAUCGCCAGGUCUUGCUUCAUCAAUCAAGGAGAAAUCUGCCUAUGUUCGAGCAGGAUAUUCGUUCACGCAGCUAUAUAUGAAAAAUUUGUAAAACGACUAGUAGAGGAAGCAAAAAAGGUCAAAUUGUACAUCUCGUACGCUGAAAAGGAAGGUGGUAAAGUGCACUGCGGCGGAGAAGUCAGCAUGGACGGCAAUCUGAAGAAUGGAUACUACAUCGCUCCAACAGUUAUAACGGGUCUUGAAGAUUCUUCUCGUUGUAUGCAAGAAGAAAUUUUCGGUCCAGUCGUCUGUGUCACACCAUUCCAAUCGGUUGAGGAGGUCAUAUCCCGAGCCAAUGCUACCCCAUAUGGACUAUCUGCGACAGUGUGGAGCGAAAACGCCAAAGAACUUAUCAAUACAGCACAUGGUCUCCGAGUUGGCACAGUUUGGUGUAAUACGUGGCUGACUCGCGAUCUCAACAUGCCUUUUGGAGGAACGAAGGAAUCUGGUAUGGGACGCGAAGGAGCUUUCGACUCAAUUCAUUUCUUCACUGAACAAAAGACCGUGUGUAUCAGGCUCUAG
This is a messenger RNA of Haemonchus placei, 648 nucleotides long. NCBI's taxonomy places the organism in Eukaryota, Metazoa, Nematoda, Chromadorea, Rhabditida, Trichostrongylidae. The record is from the annotation of a GenBank genome assembly.